Molecule: messenger RNA, 1032 nt
Organism: Arachis stenosperma
Lineage: Eukaryota; Viridiplantae; Streptophyta; Magnoliopsida; Fabales; Fabaceae
Exons: 1
Coding region: 1-1032 (343 amino acids)
Source: RefSeq, a predicted model, not a curated record
AUGCUGAGUGUGAAGGACUAUAGCAUCCGGCGAGGUGUUGAGUACAGAGUCAUCGAAUCAGAUCAUCUGAAGUAUCAUGGAAAAUGCAAGCAAUUUGGCAAGGAUUGUACUUGGUUGAUUCGCAUUGCGCUGCGUGCACGAAAGGGCACUUGGGAGGUUAGGAGGUACAACGGGCCACACACAUGCUUGGCAACCUCUAUUUCCAGUGAUCACCGUCAGCUGGAUUACCACGUUAUCUGUGCGAGGAUUCUUCCGUUGGUUAGGACAGAUGCUACAGUUACGGUAAAGGUACUGCAACAAGCUACAGAAGCCGAUUAUGGUUUCAGGCCUAGUUACAGGAAGGUUUGGCUGGCGAAGCAGAAGGCAGUGGCACAAAUAUAUGGAGAUUGGGAAGAGUCAUACGCGGAGUUGCCACGUUGGAUGCUAGGAGUACAGUCAACAAUGGCCGGAACAAUAACCGUGUUGAAGACCUCUCCUGUUCGGCUUCAUGGUGAGGUUGAUGAGUCGACGGUGUACUUUCACCGAUUAUUCUGGACAUUCCCACCCUGUAUCGAGGCAUUUCGUCAUUGCAAGCCCCUCGUCAGUAUUGACGGGACCCACUUGUAUGGCAAGUAUGGAGGGACGCUCUUGUUGGCGAUAGCGCAGGAUGGGAACUCCAACAUCCUCCCCAUUGCAUUUGCCCUUGUGGAAGCAGAAAAUGCAGAGUCGUGGUCAUUCUUCUUGUCCAACCUACGAGAGCAUGUGACUCCUCAGGAUGGUAUCCUUGUAAUCUCUGACAGGCAUAACGGGAUCAAGGCAGCACUUGAGGCUCCUGAGACUGGGUGGCUGCCUCCACGUGCUUUCCGAGCGUACUGUAUUCGGCAUGUGACAGCGAAUUUUGCCCUAACUUUCAAAGGUAAAGAUUCAAGGAGGAUGUUAGUGAAUGCUGCCUACGCAAAGACUGAAGCAGAGUUUUAUUACUGGUUUGACAUCAUGCGGACUGAGAAUCCAGCAAUGUGUGAAUGGGCCAAUCGGAUGGAGUACGACAAAUAG